CCAACAAAUAGUACACCCGCUCAAAGGAAUCGGUCAAGUGUGCGAGAUAGGACGAUGUCAAUGCAAAGUUGGAGCUUGCCCAACCCUCUUCAGUCUCCAAGUCCAAGGUCAUUUUCGCGCUCAAGGAACCGCAGAAAUGUUGUUUCCAACGGCGAACUCACUGUUUUCCUCAGAAGAAAGCCCAAAACUUUUUUUUCUUCUCUAAAAGUUGGAAUUGAUGAAAUCGCUGACAUCGCCCACAACAAGGUUCUGAUUGCGGCAGCUGUAUCUGCGGCAAUUGGGCAGCUGUCGAAGCCUUUCACUUCAGCUAUUCUUUACGAUAACAAAAAUGGUUUCAAUUUUAAGGCUGUUUUUCAGGCUGGAGGCUUCCCUUCUACCCAUUCCUCUGCAGUGGUCGCCACCGCGACAUCCCUCGGCCUUGAAAGGGGUUUCUCAGAUGCGAUUUUCGGUUUAGCAGUUGUUUAUGCUAGCCUUGUCAUGUAUGAUGCCCAGGGGGUGAGAAGGGAAGUGGGAACGCAUGCAAAAGCAUUAAACCGGGUCCUUCUCAAGGCCCAGUUGAACUCGAUUUCCAGCAAUGAUUUGGUUGAUUCUCAACCAGGAAAAUUAUCCUCAAAUUUAGAGAGCCUCGACCCUAGCUUCUCCAAGGAAGCAAGUCUCACAAGAUCAAAACCAACAAAUGCUUCUCUAUUGCUUAGAUCCGACAACAGAAUAAAUCAAUGUACUACGCUGAUCCCAUCUGGCUUAGCAGCUGAUGUAGACGGAGAAUUAGAAAAGGUUGUCAAUAGUGGCACUUCAUUGAAUGAAUCAGUUGGGCACACUGUAUUUGAAGUCAUAGCCGGUGCCCUGCUGGGUUUAUUUGUUAGCUUAGUGGUCUAUACUGUAACAUGAUAUCCUUUUCCGGUUUGAUUUCUAGUGUAAUUUUUUGUUCAUUCUUACAUACCGGUAUUGUAGCAAAUCAUCCGAGUAAUCUGACUCAUCUGCCCCUUUUUGGCGUUGUCACAAAUGAGAAUGUACACUUUCAUCAAAA
Molecule: messenger RNA, 1027 nt
Organism: Cornus florida
Lineage: Eukaryota; Viridiplantae; Streptophyta; Magnoliopsida; Cornales; Cornaceae
Exons: 5
Coding region: 55-888 (277 amino acids)
Source: RefSeq, a predicted model, not a curated record